Messenger RNA from Pseudonaja textilis, 525 nucleotides. NCBI's taxonomy places the organism in Eukaryota, Metazoa, Chordata, Lepidosauria, Squamata, Elapidae. The record is from RefSeq and is a predicted model, not a curated record.
AAUUAUUUUCAGUGGUCUGAUUGUGAAAAUAUUGAAAGCAAUUUAAUUAGGUUUCUUAUCUGCCAGGUAUUCCUUGAACCCUGUUCUCAGGUUUUAUCCUGUCAACAAGUAGAAGUAGAACCAAUUUCAGCAGAUGAUUGGGAAAUACUGGAGCUGCAUGCAUUGUCCCUGGAAAGGCAUCUUCUUAAUCAAAUUCGAAUAGUAUUUCCAAAAGCUGUCUUCCCAGUGUGGGUUGAGCAACAUACUUGUAUCUAUAUCCGGAUUGUUACUCUAAAACCCCCAGCUCUUUAUGGAAGACUUGAAGCCUGCACAGAACUUCUUGUAUCUCCUAAAUUACGACAGUAUGAAGGUAGUUCUGCCACGUUGCUUUCCCCGAAAGAUGACAUUAUGCAGGAAGAUGUCCCUGAAACCGAAUUAAAACCAAGGGAAAAAAAUGAGGAACCACAUUCCAAAGAAACACAUUUAAAUAGCCAAUUUCAGCAGCAUCAACCAAACACAAAGGGAUCGCAGAGUACAAAUAUUUUC